AAAAGGAAGCAAUCAAUAAACAUUUAUUAAGCAUCAACCACUUAAGAGAGGAAAGCAUUCCCUGCCGUCAAAGAGUUUAACAAUCUAAUGGGGGAGAUAACAAGCAAACAAGUUUAUACAAACAAGCUGUAUGCAGGACAAAAAGGAAAUAAAUUAACAGUGGGAAGGCACUGAAUUAAGAGGGGUUGAAUUGUAGAAGGUAGAAAUUUAGUUGGGAUUUAAAAGAAGCCAAAGAGGUAUGUAGCCCAGCGCAGAGGAGGCACCACAAUAAAGUAAUAAAGCCAUGCUUUACAAGUUAGUUCACUGAGUCCAGGUAUUAGAGCUGGAAAGGAGUAAAAACCGGGUAGCUAAAGAAGGGGAAGCUUAGAUAUUAAUAGCCUAGUGCCAGGAGGAGGAGCCUGUGCGGCUGCUUCCGUCCUCUCCCGGGCUAGGCCGAGAGGAGUCCCACUCUAGGGAAGCGGAGGCAGAGAAAGGUUCUCUUAGAUCCCUCGUGCGGAGCCUAGCGGAGGUGAGAUUAAACUUUCCAAACUCGUUUUCUUUUCGUGGUGGAGGCUUCUGGUUGAAACUGCAUCUUCCUUCAUCCCGACGCCUUUAAGGGCCUGAAGCCGGACUUGACCAGUUCAGAACGAUGGCAACGGAAAAGAAACCAGAAUCUGAAGCCCGGAAAACACCACCUACACCUUCCUCCUCAACCAAUCAGAGCAAACCUGCACCUGUAAAACCAAACUACACCUUAACAUUUACAUUAGUAGGACAUACUAAAGCUGUUUCUUCGGUAAAAUUUAGCCCUAAUGGAGAAUGGUUAGCAAGUUCUUCUGCAGAUAAGCUCAUUAAAAUUUGGGGAGCGUAUGAUGGAAAAUGUGAGAAAACAAUAUCUGGGCAUAAACUGGAAAUCUCGGAUGUUGCCUGGUCUUCAGAUUCCAAUCUUCUUGUGUCUGCUUCCGACGAUAAAACUCUUAAAAUCUGGGAAGUGAGCUCGGGGAAAUGUCUAAAAACCUUGAAGGGACACAGCAAUUACGUCUUUUGUUGUAACUUCAAUCCUCUCUCCAACCUAAUCGUUUCCGGCUCUUUUGACGAAAGCGUAAGGAUAUGGGAAGUGAAAACGGGACAGUGCCUCAAGACAUUACCUGCUCACUCUGAUCCAGUUACAGCUGUACAUUUUAAUAGUGACGGAUCUUUGAUAGUGUCAAGUAGUUAUGAUGGUCUCUGCCGCAUCUGGGAUACGGCAUCGGGUCAAUGUUUAAAAACACUUAUCGGUCAUGAUAAUCCUCUUGUGUCUUUUGUGAAAUUCUCUCCAAAUGGUAAAUAUAUUCUUGCUGCAACUUUGAAUAAUAUUCUUAAACUUUGGGACUACAGCAAAGGGAAGUGCCUAAAGACAUAUACUGGACACAAGAAUGAAAAAUACUGUAUUUUUGCCAACUUUUUAGUCACCGGUGGAAAGUGGAUUGUGUCUGGGUCAGAAGAUAACCUUAUUUACAUUUGGAACCUUCAGACCAAAGAGAUUGUGCAGAAGUUACAAGGUCACACAGACGUUGUGAUCUCCACAGCUUGUCACCCAACAGAAAACAUUAUUGCAUCAGCUGCAUUAGAAAAUGAUAAAACUGUUAAACUCUGGAAGAGUGACUGUUAAACAUUUUGAAUAUCAUGUUAGAGAACUGUAUCACCAAGUAGAUCCUGCUGGGCAAAAAGCUUAACUAUAUGAGAAUGUGGUUUCUGGACCUUAAGGAAAAUCUCCUUUAUCAUUCCCCAGAAUGGGUAGCCUGGUAAGAAAAGGAAGCAUAUGCUUGAUUUGACAGGAAUUUUUUCCCAAUUUUUUUAAAGAAAGGAAACAAACAGUUACUAAGUACUUAAUAAAUGUGCUAGGUGCUUUUACAAAUAUUAUCUCAUUUGAUCCUCACAACAAGCCUCGGAGGUGCUAUUAUUAUUCUUCAACAGUUGAUGAAACUCUGACAGACAAGCUAAGUGAUUUGCCCAGGGUCUCACAGGUAGCAAAUGCCUGAGAAAAGAUUUUGAACUUAGAUCUUCCUGACUCCAGGUCCAGUGCUCUAUUUACUAUGAAACUUUGCCAAGGAAAAAUUUUGCUUAUAUUACUAGAAGAUCUCAAAAAGCUUUGAUGAUACUUCUUGCCAACUCUCCUAGUGAUGUCAAAGGAAGAGCUUUCAUCUAAAUUAUGUAUAUAUUGAGUCAAUAAAAUCUUGAAUUUUUCAUUUUUUAAAA
This is a messenger RNA of Monodelphis domestica (gray short-tailed opossum), 2217 nucleotides long. The record is from RefSeq and is a predicted model, not a curated record. Lineage: Eukaryota; Metazoa; Chordata; Mammalia; Didelphimorphia; Didelphidae.